AAAGUACCGAUAAAAAAUUAAGGUAAAUAUCCACCGGCAAAUAGUACCAAAAGAAUGUAAUUUUUUUUGUCAAUUAAACUUCAACAAAUGUGCCUGAUUAUAAUUUAAUUAUUAAUAAAUAAUAAUAGAUUGUAUUUUUUAAUUAAAAAAGAGAUUCUCAACAAGUUUGUUGUUUAACAAAUCAAAGCAUAUUUAAGCAUAAAAUUGAUUGCUAACACUGUCCACAACUGUCAGUCAAAAGUCACUAUUUAAAAGCUAAUUAAAGCAACAUUGAAAAAUGGUUAACGUUGAAUUAAAUCAACAAAAUUAUUUAAAAAAGUAUUCAAGUUCUGGUGAUGAUUCGAAAAAGAAGAAGAAGGCGAAAAUUGGGAAUAUAACAGUUAAAAUUAUUGAUGAUGACAUUGAUAUAAAUUCAAUACGACCAGUAAUUCACCAUCUAAACAAACGUGGACCAGAUUCAGAUCUUAGUCCACCUCGAAGAAAACAUCCACGACGUCGAGAAGCUGAAUUAUAUAACAAGCUAAGUAAAAAUAUAACUGGAGCUAGUCAAGUACCAGUUUUUCGUGAUAAAAAAACUGGAAGAAGACGUGAUUUUGCUGCUGAAGCAUUGGAAAAAAGAGAAAAAGAAAAACGUCAAGCAGAAAUUGAUGAAAAAUACGCCAAAUGGGGCAAAGGAUUGAAACAAGUAGAGGAUCAUACAGAAAAAUUAAAUCAAGAUGCUUAUGAAAUGAAUAAGCCAAUGGCAAGAUAUGCUGAUGAUGCUGAUCUUGAUGCUCAUCAACGUAGAAUGUUACAUGCUGAGGAUCCAAUGUUGGAGUACGUCAAGGAAAAACAAAUCAAGGAAGGCAAAAGACAACCAGAUAAACCAACAUUUCAAGGUUCAUACAUGCCAAAUCGUUUUGGCAUUAGACCUGGUUGUCGAUGGGACGGUGUUGACAGAAGUAAUAGCUAUGAAAAACGUUGGUUUGAUGCUAGAAAUUCACGUACUGCUGUUGAAGAAGAGGCAUACAAGUGGAGUAUUGCUGAUAUGUAAAAAUUACCACAACAAAAUUAAUAUAUUUUAAAAAAUGUACUCUUUGUUGUCUGUAAAAAGAAAAUAAAUAAAAAAAAAUAAAAUAGGUAAACAACAACAAAUAAUAAUAAAAUAUAAUAAUAAUUCUAGUGGUUGAGAUAACGAUAAGAAAAGUCGCUAAUCAUGCAACACGAGCAAGGAAAGUGUGCAGCCAGCAGAAGACGAAGCAAAGGAGGACAUGAAAAAUAGUGCUAAGAUACCAUGCUUGGCUGUACUAAUUCUUUGCAAAAUCUGUGGAAGCUGUUAACAACACAUUUGCACAAGCUUGACACACAAAAAAAAAUUUUAACAAAUAUUUUCAUCAGAAGCAUAUGUUGUAUCUUGGCAUCUAGCUGGGUAUUUAAAUAACAUCUUUUUAACAACAUAAAAAAUAUAUUAAA
Molecule: messenger RNA, 1452 nt
Organism: Aphidius gifuensis
Lineage: Eukaryota; Metazoa; Arthropoda; Insecta; Hymenoptera; Braconidae
Product: BUD13 homolog
Exons: 6
Coding region: 278-1033 (251 amino acids)
Biological process (GO): mRNA splicing, via spliceosome
Cellular component (GO): RES complex; U2-type spliceosomal complex
Molecular function (GO): RNA binding
Source: RefSeq, a predicted model, not a curated record